UGUCGUAAUUAUACAAAAACGUGUCGUGAAAAUGACGAAGAUGCGAGGAAUAAAAAAUUAGACAAAAAAUACUAUUGGGCCCGGUAAAGCAAUCACUAGCGGCUUUUAAUAUCGUCAGUGGAUGCACAAUCUCGAUCAAAUCUCUUGAAACCAAGUGUGUAAUACUUCAAUGUGCAAGAGGCGCGCGUGUACGUAAUAUUGAAGAUGUAUUAUGUCGCUCUCUCCUUUAAAGCACAUGUGCAUUCGUACCUAUAUCUAUGCAUAUGUAGGGACAAGUGAGAGCAAAUCUGUAGGAUCACACAGUGCAGUUUGUACUACAUAUUGCGGGGGUUCUUGGAUCUCGUAGAGUCUUAUUAGUCCGCACCGAGCAGCCGGGCAAUGAGCUCCUCGACAUUUGUAUUUCCACCAACUGGCGAAAUACCAUCGAGUUGUCUGUUCGAAACAGCUCUGAUAGAUUUCAGUCAUCUGUCGAUUUUUCAAUCGAAAUUUCUGGAGGUUUUGUCAACGCGAAGUUGAGUCGCUCGAUAACCCUAACGCUCAAGCUUCCAAAGUGCUAUAGUGUUCCUUAUCGUCUAUGUAAACUUAAUUAACGAGAUCACGUCCGAUGACAUGAAAGAAACGAAAGGGGGUCAUCGAACCUGCCGAGUCUCCAUGCUCGUCGGAAGUCUCGUACUUAUCUAUGCACAUUUGGCGUACGCUCAGUUUAUUAUCCGAGAGAACGCUGAGUUGGUUGUUCCUGCCGUGCCGUGCCGCGACUAUCAGCCGGGCGAGGACGACCUUGAGACUUUUGACUUCAUCAGACGUUACAAGCUCGAUCUGUUGGAGGCCCAAUAUCCCGGAGUGACCAGAGUCAGAGGCUCGAAUCGAUUGCAAACUGCUUACAGGGUCGAGAAGGAAGCGGAUCUCAUUCUCCCGACGAGGGACAUAUUUCCCGGUGGACUGCCACAAGAAUUCAGCUUCAUUUGCACCCUGAGGACUCGCAAAGUGCCAAAAAUUUCUUGGAGCGUACUCAGAAUCACCGAUCCAGCCAAGAAUUUAGAAUUCGCAGUGACCCUCGAUCCGCGAAAGCUGACGCUGGAUCUAGCUAUCGCUGACGAGCGAGGAAAUUUGCAGACGGUUUCGUUCCCGGCCACUCGAGUGUUCGACAAGCAAUGGCACAAAAUCCAUUUCGGCGUGUACAAGGAGAAGGUUAUACUGAACGUGGAUUGCGAGCUCGUGGGGACUAUGCAGCUGAAGCCUUGUGGACCGAUCGACGUAGAUGGUGAGAUUUCUAUCUCGAAGACAGUGGGUUCGCAGACAACAGUGCCAAUUGAUUUGCAAUGGAUGGUCGUUAACUGCGAUCCUACCAGGCCACAAAGAGAGACCUGCGACGAGCUUCCGAUCAUAGCCAGUAGCGCAUUACAGCCGCAAAGGAGACCCGGCUGCAAUGUCGUAUGUCCUCAAGGACCACCUGGCCUCAAUGGCACUAUGGGGCCGAUCGGUCCGCCGGGAUACCCGGGAGUCCCAGGUCAACGAGGUCCACCAGGUCCUGAUGGGAAAACAGGUCCUCAAGGGUUUCCUGGCGCGAGGGGUUUUCCCGGAUUCCCGGGAGCAGGUAGUCCGGGGGAAAAGGGGCAAAAGGGCUCGUCGGGUUCCCCUGGCAUGAAGGGCGAGAGGGGUGACAUCGGGCCCCGUGGCCUUCCUGGAACCUCUUCGAAUAGUACGAAAUUGGGGGAACAAGGACCACGGGGCUUUCCCGGGGAGGUUGGGCUCCCGGGACGAGAUGGAAUACCUGGACAAAAGGGCCUCAAAGGAGAGAAGGGGGAGAUCGGCUUGAGGGGACUUCCUGGAGCAAACUCUUCUUCACUCGUUUCUAAAGGUGAUCGAGGUGACCCCGGCCAUCCUGGCCUCAGUGGCCCACCCGGUCCAAUGGGCCAGCGUGGACUCCCUGGAAGUCCAGGACAAAAAGGUGACCCGGGCUACCCGGGACUGAUGGGCUCACAAGGUCCUAGAGGCAUUCCGGGUGAGCCAGGACCCAUUGGCCCGAUUGGAGACCCAGGAACGAAAGGCGAACCCGGAGAACCUGGACGGGACGGCAAACCAGGAUCGGUUACGGGGUUAGAAAUUCUUGGAGAACCUGGUCGCGAUGGAUCCCCAGGAGUAGAUGGCUCGCCAGGUGCCAAAGGAGAACCUGGAACACCCGGGACCGCAGGAUUUCCAGGAUUGCCCGGCAAGGAUGGUCUGCCAGGGCUGGAAGGACCGCAAGGUUCAAAAGGCGAGCCUGGGACUCUUGGACCUCCAGGACCUUUGGGGCCUCGAGGACCUGCAGGACAACCUGGUGAACAAGGGUUUCAAGGACAUCCAGGAGGGAAGGGACAUUCUGGUCAAAAAGGCGAAUCUGGUUCGAUUGGACUUCGUGGUCCACCAGGAGAUGUGGGUUUCCCUGGACUACCCGGUCCACCAGGACCUCCGGGGAUGCCAGGACUCGACGGAAGGCCAGGGUCUCCAGGGCCUCCGGGCGAGUCUUGCCAGCCUUCCGACAUGCUCAAUACUAACAGUAUCAUUUACGAAAAUACGGGGAGCCCGGGAGUCAGUGGACCUCGUGGACAGCCCGGAGCACCAGGAAUCCCCGGAGAGCGAGGAGCAGCAGGUGAAAGGGGUCAGGAAGGUCAACCCGGUCUUCCUGGCAUGCCAGGAAAGGAUGGGUCUCCUGGUGCCCCCGGCUCGACGGGGCCCAGAGGUCAAACAGGGAUGCCGGGACUCCAAGGUGCUCCUGGGAAAAGUAUCACUGACGCGGAAAUUCGGGAUAUUUGUACGUCCAUCUUGAGAGAACAGAUGACGGAGAUGGCAGCACUAUUGCGGGGCCAUCCUGGUCCACCGGGCAGAGGCCGGCCAGGUCGACAGGGAUCACCGGGUCCCCAAGGUCGUCCAGACAGGCUGACCGAACUAACAGUGGGUCUACGAGGAACUACCGGGUUGCCGGGUCUCACCCGACAUGGCCAUCCCGGUCGGGUUGGAAUCCGCGGCAUCCCAGGUGACCCGGGCCCUCCGGGCUUACCAGGAGAACGAGGCUUCGUUGGACUACCCGGACCGCAAGGUGCCACAGGACCCGUUGGUCCUCCUGGCGAACGAGGCGACAAAGGGGAACGAGGUUCCGAAGGCAUAGGAAUCGAUGGACCUGUCGGUCCUCGAGGCUUACCAGGACCACCAGGCAACGACGGUAUUGGUUUGCCCGGACCUCAAGGUGAAAGGGGCGAACGAGGACGUCAAGGCAUUUCUGGAAUGCAAGGUGCACCAGGUGCUCAAGGACCUCCAGGAUUUUGCGAAUUUUGCAACUACCCGGGUAACAGUUAUCUUCAAUACAAUCGUGGCAACGACAAGGGAUGAACCGAUCGAUGAAAACCGAACUACCCGUUUCUAUAUCAAGAGUUUUCUCGAUUCCUUGUCUCCUUCAUAUUUUCGUAAGGAACAUAUGAAAAUGAUCAAUCAACAUUUUUACUUCCAAAGCUUAAACGAUAAUUUAUUACAAAUAUUAUUAACUUUGUCUUUACGAAAAAAUUGGAAGGGCUACACACACUUAAGAAGCAAUGAAAAUGAAACAAAGUCGAAGAACUUUUUCAUUCAAUUGUUUAUAAAAUUAAAUUUAUUUCAAUGAGAAGUCAAUCGGUGGUUUUCAAGGUCAGAAAAAACGUGGUUAAACUUUGUUCUGGUUUCGCUGUGACUUCACAAACUUCGAAACACUGAUUUGAAAAGAUAAUUCGAUUAUUGUAAUAAAUUAUUCAUUUUUGGUAUUGGCAAUAACAUUUGAACUAUCUACAGUUAGUUUAUCGUCACUGAAACGACAAAAAAUUUACAUGCCAAGGAAAUAUAUCACCAACAUUGUGUACCUACUAAUAAUGGGUAAAAAUCAUCGAUAAUUAUAUUUACUGAAUAAAUAUACAUAAAAUCUCACAGAA
Venturia canescens is the source of this 3935-nucleotide messenger RNA. Its product is annotated as collagen alpha-1(IX) chain-like. Lineage: Eukaryota; Metazoa; Arthropoda; Insecta; Hymenoptera; Ichneumonidae. Gene Ontology annotation, biological process: extracellular matrix organization. The transcript is spliced from 20 exons. Gene Ontology annotation, molecular function: extracellular matrix structural constituent conferring tensile strength. The record is from RefSeq and is a predicted model, not a curated record. Bases 610 to 3366 code for a protein of 918 amino acids.